CUAGACAGCAAGCACGAAGAGGGUUGGGGCGACAGGGCUGAGAAGGAAAAACUUAACUUUCAUGACUGUUUUUCUUGUUUGAUUAGAUACAAAAGGUUGAAUUUAUUUCUAAUGGCAGGUCUCGAAGAGGUGGGCAUUCCAGGUCGGGAGUUUCUUCGCGAGGCUUUGACCAAUUGUUCAGACCCACUGCGCGCAAUUGAAGAGUUUCAAGAAGAAAAUGGAAUUCUGUUGCCGUCUUUACGUCCUAUGUUGCCGCUGCUUGAUUUGCAUGGUGUGUGCAGGCUUGAGUUCCAUACGUCUGUGUUGGAAGAGCUAAAGGAGCGCCUUCUACAGCAAAUUGAAAACCUUGGCAAGCAAGAAGGACGCGAGAAAGAGAAAAAGCUCAAAGAGAUGUUGCAGAAAAGUUUUCCAGUAAUCAAGGUCCCAGCGCUUCGUCCAGUGGUUAUGUGCAUACUGAAAAAUAUGGAGCACGUGGAAGAGAAAUACCUGAAGCAAUUGGUCAGCGACAAAACCCUUUACAAAGAAUGUGAUGUUCAGGUGAAGCGUCAGAUUUGGCAAGAGCACCAGAGCCUCUUUGGCGAUGAGGUGCUGCCACUGCUUUCACAGUACAUCCGGGAAAAGGAAGAAGCACUGUGGAGCCUGUCACCACCACCAACAGCUGGUGGUGCCUCAGCCGAGGCAUCAUCUUUCUUUGGACCAUCACCCAAGCAGCGUAGGCAGGGGGCCGUUUUGCAGCGCCUGCUCGUAAUGGUCGGCCGCAACGUGGUCCUCUAUGACAUGGUGCUCCAAUUUGUGCGCACACUCUUCCUUCGAACACGCAACGUCCACUACUGCACUUUGCGUGUGGAGCUCCUCAUGGCCCUGCAUGACUUGGAGAUCCAGGACAUCACAGCUGUUGACCCUUGCCACAAGUUCUCCUGGUGCCUUGAUGCCUGCAUCCGGGAGAAAAACGUGGACACCAAGCGAUCUCGGGAGCUUCAAGGCUUUCUUGACAGCAUCAAGAGAGGCCAAGAACAAGUGUUGGGUGACCUAUCCAUGACACUUUGUGAUCCAUAUGCCAUCAACUUCCUUGCACAGUCAGCUUUGAAGAUCAUCAACCAUCUUAUUAACGUCGAAGGACUUCCAAGGGACAACCAGGUACUGGUGUUGCUGUUGCGUAUGUUGGCUCUUGGGCUUCAGGCAUGGGACAUGAUAAGUACCCAGCAGUACAAGGAGCCAAAGCUGGAUGUGCAGCUCAUCACCAAGUUCUUACCAGCUCUUAUGUCUCUCAUGGUUGAUGAUCAGGUGCGAAGCCUGAGUUCCCGACUGCCCCAGGAUGACCGAGAGUCAGCCAUCACAACUAUUGAGCACUCAGGACCACCUCCCGAUGCAUAUCAGGCUUAUGUUCAGGAGAAUGCAGUGGCCAGCGUGCUGGCACUCUAUUACACUUUUCACACUGCUCGCCAACGUGAUCGAACUGGCGUAAUGAGAGUUCUGGGCACCUUGGCGGGAGCGGAGGGCCAGCGCGCCUACCAGGAUCCAUUCCUGCACACUCUGGUUGGCCACUUGGCUCUCAUGGCUGAUGAUUUUGCCCAAGAGGAUUUUUGCACCGUUGUUUUUGACGAGUUCUUCCUCAGUGGCCUGAGUGGCAACGCUUCUGGAGGCAGCACGCCUGCUGCACUUCCCACCACAGAAGGUGCCAGCAGUGCUGCAAGGCAUUUGCUGCGCCUGUUGUGGCAUGUGCAUGCAAAGCUUCCUCCUGCCAGACUUCAAGGCCUCAUGAAGACACUCCAGCCACUUGUCCAGGCCAAUGAAGGUUUGAAACCAGCAGUUCAAGCCUUGCAAGACAAAGUGAAAGAUUUGACUCCACCAGCAGCAGAACCGGAGUCGUCAGAUUCUCCUCUACUAAGUGUACCUGUGCCCACACCCAUGUGACAAAGCCUAAAUCAGAAAUAUAGCCCAUUGGUUGGUUGCUUCAUGCCAUUUGUUGACUGUUGGUGGAUGCAGCUUUGUUUUCCAUUUUGCACUGGAUGGAUAAGUUUGAGACUGUUAUGACAUUUUUCGCCCACGUCAGAUCAUACAUGUCCUUUUUUUACUUUUGCUUGCAGUUGUUAAAUAAAUUUACAAGGUACUGCAACUCUAUUUUCUCACGAUGCAUUCAACCCUCGAGUACCGGCCAUUCUGACAGCAUCGCCAUUUUUACAGCAGUUCAUGCGUCUUUCACCAGCACAAAUUCAUCCAAUAAACAUUUUUUCUAUCUCACCUGA
Messenger RNA from Dermacentor andersoni, 2246 nucleotides. RefSeq names its product negative elongation factor B (gene NELF-B). Gene Ontology annotation, cellular component: NELF complex; nucleus. Gene Ontology annotation, biological process: negative regulation of transcription elongation by RNA polymerase II. NCBI's taxonomy places the organism in Eukaryota, Metazoa, Arthropoda, Arachnida, Ixodida, Ixodidae. The record is from RefSeq and is a predicted model, not a curated record.